AUGCUAGAGCUGCUAGAGGGCCAUCUUCUACUCAGUCUGUGUGUCUGUGUGUUGGAGAGUGGGGCCACCGCUGCUGCUAUGGACGAGACAAACACGAGGACCUCGCUGACGAUGGAGGAUUACCAGAAGAUGUUAGCCACCAUCGACAGUACAGCCAAGUGUCCCGUGUGUCUAGAGAGAGUACGCAGCCCUACAACCCUAUGUAACAACGGUCACGCCAUAUGUCGCCAGUGCAAGCAGACGCAGCAACACUGCCCUACUUGCAGGGCACCCUUCUCCCGAAUCAACCCUGUGUUCCUCAACGCCCUCAUGGACCUUCUACCCUCUCAGUGUCGUAACUCCUACAGAGGAUGCACCCUAGUGUUGGACAGAGAGUCGCUCAUCGACCACGAGAGGGAGUGUCGGUUCAGGAUGGAAAAGUGUAAAGUGCGAGGAUGUUCAUGGCAAGAUGAAAUUACUGGACUGCUAGACCACGUGGCCUCAACACACCCCAAGUCUUUCCUUACUUCCCCAGCUGUUGUGAGAGCUCCUGACUUUAUCGUCUCUGAUGAAGAGUACUCAGCCUCUUUGGUAGCUGUAGAGGACUGCCUCUUCUGGGUGCACAUCACCAACAACUUCUACAAGAAGCAGAUCCCCGUGAUCGUCCAGUGGCUACAGCGGGAGUCCAGGGUGUCCAGAGUCCUAUGUGACGUCACUGUGGUCAAGGAUCACUUCAGCUUCUGCUACUCCCAGACUUUAGACUCCGUGGAGCCUGUGGAGCAAGCACUAUGCUCCACCCUCGCCAAGCAGUUCCUCGUUACUCCUAACUCCAUCUUCCCCAACUUCAUCAGUUCCAAGUACGAAGUAGAGAUCAGAUUUGAAAUUCGCCUUGAGUGCGAUAAGUAACGUGUCUUUGUGAGUUGGAAACGAAGGACUUUUAACCAAUUUGAUUUUUUUUUUUACUUUUAUACGUUUUUAUUAUUUAUUUUUGUAAGUAUAGAAAUUAUACUUAU
Macrosteles quadrilineatus (aster leafhopper) is the source of this 992-nucleotide messenger RNA. RefSeq names its product E3 ubiquitin-protein ligase sina-like. Lineage: Eukaryota; Metazoa; Arthropoda; Insecta; Hemiptera; Cicadellidae. Gene Ontology annotation, cellular component: cytoplasm. Bases 1 to 885 code for a protein of 294 amino acids. The record is from RefSeq and is a predicted model, not a curated record. The transcript is spliced from 3 exons. Gene Ontology annotation, biological process: proteasome-mediated ubiquitin-dependent protein catabolic process; multicellular organism development. Gene Ontology annotation, molecular function: zinc ion binding; ubiquitin protein ligase activity; ubiquitin conjugating enzyme binding.